CAAAGAUUCCGACGCGUAGGAUUCCUUUUUCUGGCCGUUCGAUCGAUCGCUUCGAUCCAUUCGAAUAGACAAGAUAUUUCGUUUUCUAGACCAAAGACUUUUUCGACGACACUCCUCGUCCUACAUGCGACUAAAUCCAAACUCGAGUCUUUAAAUCUUUCCUCCGAUUCAGCUUUUACGAAUCCUUUCUCUGUUUCUCAAGCGUCUUAACCUUCGACAAGGGUCGACGAAUAUUUCCUCCCUCGAAAAGGAAAAUCGCAAUCAGAGGUCAAUUGUCGAGCGUUGAUUGCGAAAGACUGCUGGGGGGUUUGUCGUUAACAUGGAGACGCACCAGAAGACGUGCCGGAGGACUGUGUCGGAGAUUAGAGACCGAUCGAUUUAAACGGCCUUUCUAAACGGUUCGGUACGGAUCUCCUACGAUUAAGAUUACGCUUUAGGAAAUCGAUCUACCGAAAAUCGAUAAAUAUUUGUUCUCCUUUACCCAUGUAUUUCCCGAUUCGAUGUAUUCGCAUACGUGUGCCUCGAUGUUUCAGCAAAUAAUCGCUUACGUUACGAAAGAGAGGUCGCGUGAAAAAAUCGACGACUUCGAAGAGAUCUAAUAAUCUUCUCUUCGAUUCGCGAACAAGCGAUAAUCUCUUUGAUACGAAAUAGAAGAGAGGAAGAUACGAGCGUGUACGCGCGCGCACUGAUGACGCUAUUCGUUCGUUUAAAGAGGACAUUAAGUCGAAAGAAGAAAAAAUCGCAGCUCCGACGCGUAAUACCGAGAACGCGAUGAUAUAUAGAAGACGACGACGCGAUUGGGUGGCGUUCGAACGAAUGCCAGACGGCUUUCGCACCUUUUUCAAUUCGUUCCUUUCAUUCGUGACCUCUUCCGGCGCUAAGGCUUCGAAGCAACAAGGGUUACUCGAGCCGGUACGCGAGCAUUACCACCGAUAUACGCGAAGCGCUCGUGCGUGAGCAGCUAUUUGUGCGUGCAACGUCCCGCAUCGAUUCGGCUAUUCCCGAUCGGCGGCCACUACCUAACGACUACGACGAUCGACCGUCGAUCGAUCAAAUUUCCUGACGUUUCUCAAAAGUGAGAAUACGAAUAUAUCGUGUCGCAUGAAAAUGACCGAUAAGAAAAGCCAUCGUUCCUAGCUUUUUUAGAUCCUUCAAAAUAGGAUUACAUCCGAUUACGUCCUAGAUUCCUAUCUAGAUUUCUUCCAAGCCAUCUACGACCUCCCACUAUCUCCGUGUAACGCGAACGUACGUAUCGCGUGUGCAUGUGAAUCGAUCUUCGCGAAACGGGCCAAACGGGCGCGCGGCUUCGCAUGCGAACCGACGUACUACGAAAUACUACGUUCUGUGAUGCGGUGCAAUUAAGCCCGCGCCACCCCGUACCACCGCCGGCCCUUCGCCCGACCCUUCGCCCGGCCCUUCGCCAGCCUCGUACGACUCGGUCCGCAGGAGCGCAAGUCCGCGUCUUCUUUUACCGCCCCCUACCGUUCGUUUAUUCAUUCGUUCAUUCAUCGGAGCACCGCUUUAAAGUACGCUGCGCUUUCGCGAACCGAUCGCGACUACUCGAUGCGCGCGAGUUACGUUACCUCUUUUCGACGAACGCACGCCGAUGCAAACGGAUCGUCGUUUUGGUCCUCGCAGCUUCGCGGCUAAAGGAUGGAACGAAGUUCACUGGCACGAGAGUGCGGCGCAUAUCCGUUCGUCGACGAUCGUUCUUCCUUGACUAGCGAUAGACCGUCCUUGAAAGAUGCAAUCCUAAUGCAGUUGGCGUUGUGCGACCGGUCUCGUCGAAAUUUCUCCUCGAAAUAGCGUAACCUAUAAGAGGAGCGAAGGCACGAACGAUACCAUAGCGGGAAAAAGGCACAUUUUUUCGUGAGAUAAAAACGAAAACUUCGUUCAUCUCGUUAUCCAUUUCGAAGCCGUUCUUCGAGUACCUAACGAACUACUAGUACCUAAUGAACUACUCGUUGAAUCGCCGUUGCACUUUAACGACUUUGUUAAAAAGACCCUGCGAUGUAAAAUGAAUGCACGCACCUACGUACAGUUACGAUCGUAUCAAGGAUACGUCUUACAUAGUUACCACAUGGCGAUACCUGACCAUUCGAAGCUGGCUUACCGUUGGUCGAUGUCGCAUCUCUCGGUCUUUGAUACCCAAUCGAAAACCAAUCCGUCCACGUUAGACCGUUCGUUUGCCGUCUACAUUUCUUUAUAAGCCUUAAGACUUUCUUACCGCUUUACAUCGUAACCUCUGUUAUAUUAUCCUCUUUAUCGAUUCUCUCGGUUUAUUGCGAUAUUCCAUGUUUUUAAUUACGAGACACGAAUUCUCUAAUAUUAUUCGCAAAUUAAGUGGGCGAUUCGAAUAUCGCGCCUAAGAUUUAACUCGUGAUCAAAGCGCGGAAAUGUUAUUUACCGAUGACCAUGCGUUGAUGGAAGCGUCCUAACCUGUUGCAACCCGUCGUUGAUCGACACAAGAUUGACACAAGAUCGUGAAUAAAUGCAAAAAUGCGGCCACAAAAGUUUACGCUUCCAAUUGACGCUAGCAGGUAAAUCGUUGGAUAUAACUUUUUCACACACGAAUAAAAAGGUCGUUGUCGUGUCUGUAUUCGGUAAAUCCCAAUAUCGUACGAAAGGAUGUAAAACGGAUAUGUUGAGUUCUAUCCUCCAAGUGGAUCUUUUGAACGAGCCAACUGUGGAUGAAACGUCUAUGUGCGAGAUCGAAGGAUAUCAUAACGUUAAAGACAAAACCGUAUAUCUACAUCUGCGGGGAUUUUUGGAUUCUCACACCCUUCUGUCCGAAUAUGACAGAUUCGUAGAAAAGCAAGAUUGCAAAGACUUUCUCAGCGUAUGGGCGCAUAUGAGAUAUAAAUACGCUAGAGCUUUACUGGUGUUAUUUCAUAUAUCUCAUGUGAUAAUACUUACCCAUCCGACUCAUACGUUCGAUUACAGUUACAUACAUUUAUUUCGUGCCAUGGAUAUAGUACGGCAAAAAAUUUCUCCUCAACUUUCAGAUGUAUUAAGUGGUAUAUCCACUAUACCAAAAGAUUGGAUAUCGAACGCCAGACCUUGUUCUCCGAGGGUAUUAUUCUAUUUUGAAAGUUGUCCUAUACCUAUGACGCUGCAGGAUGCAGAUAACGGAGGAAAUAUUAAAAAACUGGAACAUUCGUUGGAAGAUCAAAUUUAUCAUGUCUUGAGAAAAAAUAGAAUAGUUACAAAUAUCAGUUCAAACUCGUUAUUUGCAAUCCCAGCAAAUCAAGAAUUUGUAUAUGUACAUAACGGUCCUACCGAAUCUAGAGAUAUUUUGGGUUACAUGAUGAAAAAAUUAAUUCAAAGUUGUAAAGUUAGUUCCGGUGGUAGUACGUCAAGAAGUCUCGCUAGUUUAGAUACAAAUCUUGAAACGGAUGAUACAGAGAUUGAAACACGUUCUUUCAAAUCAUUCUUGCAACAACAUAUAAAUCUUGCUUUUGGCAGAGGUUUCGAUGACAACGUUGGUAGACAUUCGGUACCAGCGUACUUUGAGAUACCUACGUUAUCGUUAUUCUGCAAUGUGGCAAACAAAAUUUUGGAAUACUUCAUAAAAGGAAUGGACAAAGAAUUACUAUCUUUACAUAGUCUAUUGGAUACUGACGUUAAAUUCAGUAAAAGUAGAUGUAGCAAAGUACUCCCAAGAGCCUUGCAGACUUAUCAAGAGAACCUUCCUCAACAUUACACAAGAGCAUAUCACGAAUCGAAAUUAGCACAUGCUAUGGCAGUUUUCGAAAUGCAUGCACGAGGUCCGCUGUUUGAAGAAUUUAGCGAGAAAUUGCAAGCAGAAUGCGAUAAACAUUGGCGAACUGGACGACAAAUGUGUGAAGUAUUGUCAUUAACCGGGAACCCUUGCACAAACCCAAUUCAUAAAGGAGGCAGCGAAGGUGCUGGAGGUGGUGAACAACUUGAACCAGGGGGAGAUAAUAGUGAAUUACCGAUCAUGGAACACUGUAGCGGGGUUCGAUAUAUUUGUGCCUGCAAUUGUGGAAGAUGUCAAGGGCCACGAGAGGAUCCGUUUAGUUUACGACAGGCUAAUUACGACUAUUUUCAAAUGUUAGCAAAGCAAUGUGGUUGCGCGCAAUUAGAAAGUAUACAAUUUCCUAUUUUUCAGCCCAGUACUCAUAAUUUCAGAGCGGCACAGUUAUUUUCAGGAACGAAACGAAAGGAUUCACUUAGUAGGACUAAUUUAUCCACGCCUCAAGGUCAAACGCAACCUUGCAGUCUUGGGGUUGAAAAUACCUUAAAUGACGACAUUACAGCGUAUGAAAGUGGUGCACCCUCUCCAUUGAAAAGUGAUCCUACGGAAGAAGAUGUUCCGAGAUUGAGUAACAAGACGAGUCUUACUCCUAGCGACGGACACAAAGUCGUUAUAGAAGUUUCCGAUGAUGCAGAAAAUACCAAAGAAAAGUCUCUGGUGAGACAACCAUCAACAACGGAGUAUCUACCAGGGAUGUUACACACGGAGUCACCGGCUGGAUUAUUACCACAAUUUUCUAGCUGGUCUCUGGUUUGUCUUGGCCCAAGCAGUUUGUACUCGCAUAAUUUGGGUUUGCAACAUCAAGCAGGUGUGUUGCCAACUUCUGCAUUCCUUUUGCCAUGGGAUGUAACAGUAAGAUUAGAGCAUCAGAAGGAAAGGGGAUCUUUGUGGCCUACUAUAAACGAUCAUGGGGUUCACGGAUAUUGCCCAAGAGGUAAAAACUUUCAAAACCUUAAUACCAUCCGAGGUCGAAAAUCCAAAAGUGGGAAGGAAUUUGUCGUUAAGAUAUUCGUUGGAGUGGAAUACGAAUGUCCGAGAGGCCAUAGAUUUAUGGCAUCUGCGCCCGACAAAGUUUUAAAGGCAACUGGUAAUGGAAUCGUAAAGGAUAGCGGAAACAAAGUAACAUCCAGUACCACAGAUAUGCCUCUUUACUUUCCAUGUCCGUGCAGGCAAACGCAACCUUUGAUAGCUCAACUUAUGAGAAUUCACGUGGUUACUCCAAAAGCACCCGUUCACGUUACAUUAAAUCCUCGAGUUCAACCGGGACCUCCACCGUGUCCCAUAUUUGUAACCGGUUGUGAAGAACCGAUCAAACUCUCGCAAAGUGCUUAUUGGGUUCUGAGAUUACCUUACGUCUACAUGGGCGAGAAGGGCCCGUAUUUACCACCGAAAGAACCAGUACCUCCUUCCCACGGUCGAUUACUAGCUGGCAUGUAUGGUAUUAGCGAAGUUGUGCCAGAAAAGAAAUAAGAUUUUUUAAUAAAUCUUUCCUCGCGAUAGUUAAAGGAUCACCACUCACCUUUGCAGAAGUUUUUCCCUCGGAAGAGAAACGUAACGCCUCGUUGACUUUAUACAGACCAAAAAUCGUAGAAUGAACUGGGAUAACGAGGCCUUCUUCGUAAAAAUCUAAGACUUCUUGUCCGGCUUGUCUGUACAAUUGUACUGUAAGUGUUAGUGUCCGUGCGUUUUUUUGUUUCUAAUUUAAUUCUUUAAGUAUAUCUUUUUAAUGUACGACUAUUAAAAAAUACCAAUGCAGCUGCAUUUAAAUAUUUAAAUAAGGGUACUUUUAUAUUGGAACUGCGAUAGAAAAAAGUAAGCGUAGCUCUGCUCGUUGCUUCGAUAUAAACGCUUCCGUAUAGAACGCAUUUCUACGCUUCGCUCCCAUCACCGCCCUUAUCGUUCAUCGCAGCUCCGAGAUAAACGUAACCCUCUAGGAUGCCUUGAAAAUAUCAGCGAUAGAUAUAGGAAUAUGUUUUAACUAAAAUCUAAAAUAAUCAAAACGUAUGACUUGCCGAUAGCUAUCUGGAUCCUUUUUUCUGUAUUCAUUAAGGUUAAAACCGGUGAUACUAAAAGAACCUGCUUCGACCUUCGAUUGUGCAUCCUCCUUAGCGGCAGCUGCGCCGGCAAUUACUAUACGCCCUUCAUGAGAGAGGCUAUAAUUCCAUAAACGAUCUUAUGCUUAUAAAUACUAGAUAUUGAACUUUAUACCUUCACGAGAUAAAUGAUGUAUCGCCACAGUAAAAUUAUCAUCGCGCAGUAAAUCUUUCAAUGAUGUGCCACUUUUAUAUAUAUCAGUGUAACUAAAAUUAUUCAUUUUUUCGAUAAAUGUGUUUAACAAUACUAGUAGCAUUAAAAAAGUAUAUUAUAUUAUUAAAAAUACCAGAAAUUGUACCAUUUUAAAA
This is a messenger RNA of Vespula vulgaris, 6180 nucleotides long. Its product is annotated as nonsense-mediated mRNA decay factor SMG8. Gene Ontology annotation, biological process: nuclear-transcribed mRNA catabolic process, nonsense-mediated decay. Bases 2492 to 5248 code for a protein of 918 amino acids. The transcript is spliced from 16 exons. Lineage: Eukaryota; Metazoa; Arthropoda; Insecta; Hymenoptera; Vespidae. The record is from RefSeq and is a predicted model, not a curated record.